This is a messenger RNA of Magnolia sinica, 2022 nucleotides long. RefSeq names its product glyceraldehyde-3-phosphate dehydrogenase, cytosolic-like. The coding region runs from base 918 to 1190 and encodes 90 amino acids. The transcript has 3 exons. Gene Ontology annotation, molecular function: NAD binding; oxidoreductase activity, acting on the aldehyde or oxo group of donors, NAD or NADP as acceptor. The record is from RefSeq and is a predicted model, not a curated record. NCBI's taxonomy places the organism in Eukaryota, Viridiplantae, Streptophyta, Magnoliopsida, Magnoliales, Magnoliaceae.
AUCUAAGAAAUGUUCUCUCUAUAAGAGAGACCUUCCUCGCAGGUGAUGCAAGUCCUUUGAGAGAGGGCCUUGACAUUCUUGUUUCGAUGACAAUCGUUGAAGCCACAUGGUAAUUUAGCAAUGUAUGAUACUGGUUGUUGUAAGUCAUCUUGUUUCAAUGUUCUCUCCUAGAAUAAAAUGGGAUUGAUUCACAUGUCUUUUUAUGGUUUAUUCUUAUGCUUUUCUGCCAAGAGAUGUUUCUUUGUUUCUGUGCUAUGAAUUGGAUGUUUUUUUUUUUUUUUUUUUUUUGAAUUUUUCCAUGAAUAUUUUUAAUAUGAUUAGAAUGUUCAAUAUAGCUCGGCAUGAAUAAUAAAUUACUCUUAAGUACAAUACCAUCUGUAGUUCCCUUUGCAUCCUUCAUUACUUUAAAUAUAUUCUAUUGUGGCUGGGAUGUGAAAUUUGUUUCUUUGUGCAAUCCAUCGAUGUAUCAUUAUGGGAUGCUAUAAAUUUCAUUUCAUGGCCAUUAUUGGUUGCAUUUUCUUACAAGGUUGACUUUGUUAAGCAAAUGAACCAACUUGCUGCAGUUUCUGUGGGUCUUCCUCAACACCAUUAUUGCUACUAUGAUUUCUCUGAAAUCUGGAUUCAUGCUUCCAUGUUCUGAUAAUAUGUAGGUCCAUGCAUGAAAUAACCUUUUCAAUAGAUGAUAAGCCAAAGCUCCUCAGUCAGGUAAUUUACUUUUUUUUUUUUUUCAUAAUUACUGGUUUUUAUUGUUGAGUAAGCCAAAUAUUCUUUCACAUGCACUUUGAGUUUAAUUGCUUAUAAUUCAUCCAUGCUUUUUGCAUUUUUCAUCAUGCAAUUUGAGCUUAAUUGCUUAUAAUUCAGCGAGAUUCAGUCUAGAUACACUUCUUUGAUAGAUUUUGUGUUGUUCUACAUUCGAGAUGGUCUGGAAUGAUGCAAUGCUAUUGAAAUUGGCUUACGAAGAACCUACCUACGCACACUCGGUGGAGAGGAAGACAUACAUGUUUAAGUAUGAUAGUGUCCGUGGACAAUGGAAGCACCAUGAGCUCAAGGUGAAGGAUUCUAAGACCCUUCUCUUUGGCGACAAAGCAGUCACAGUCUCUGGUGUCAGGAACCCUGAAGAGAUCCCAUGGGGUGAGACUGGUGCUGAGUAUGUUGUGGAGUCGACUGGGGUGUUCACCAACAAGGACUAGGCUGCCGCCCAUCUCAAGGUUUUCUAUAAUCUCUUUAAUUCCUUAUUUGUUGUAUAUAACUAUACUUUUUUAUCCAAAAUUCUAACUUUAUACAGCAAAAGUAUAGCAUGUAGAAUUUGUUGUUGAUAUUGGUAAAUUUCUUUUUAGGGAUCAGGACUAAUUUGAUUAUAGCCAUUUUUAUGUGGUUGAGAUUAUUAAGUGCUAAUGAUUAUUGUUGAUUGUUUGAUUAGAUCUAUUUGUUCUUUGAAAGCUUCAACAUCGGUUAAUUAUUGGAAAGGAGCACAUCUUACUUACUAGAUUGAUUGGUUCUUAUCAAAUAUUUUUUGUACCUUGCUGAUUUUUUAUAGGAGAAAAGUCCACCUGCUAGCAACACAUAGGUCCUAAGCCAUGGUAAAGGAGGGUUGAUACCAGGCAGUCACCAAAACAUUUAACAAGCAAAAUCUUUGAAAGCUGUUCCCAAAUAGAAUGCAUCAUUGGGAAAGCUUUCGAUAGACUCUCUCUACUGAACCUUGUAGAUAUCUAAUGUGCUACUCGGGAUGGCCUGAAUUUCAUAAACCAAACCAAUGUAGAUGAUACACAUCAGCAAGCAGCCUUCAAUUGGAUGGUAAGAAACCAAAAAUUGCUAGGCAAAUUGAUAUUCAGCAGAAAACCAUGAUGGCUGGGAAUGACUGAUACAGUUUUCGAAGUGUUUGAGUAGAGAAUGCUUUCCUGAAUCAUUUCUCAAAAUAAAGCCAGCCUGUUCUGUUUUAACUCUCUCCACAGUCGACCAAUUCGAUGCGACAAUCAUCCACAAAUUUUGCACCAUGGUUCAUCAGCAAUGGGGCUCAAUGUU